This is a messenger RNA of Labrus mixtus (cuckoo wrasse), 1895 nucleotides long. It is a transcript of the gene nmnat1, whose product is annotated as nicotinamide nucleotide adenylyltransferase 1. Bases 91 to 1398 code for a protein of 435 amino acids. Gene Ontology annotation, biological process: NAD+ biosynthetic process. Gene Ontology annotation, molecular function: nicotinamide-nucleotide adenylyltransferase activity; nicotinate-nucleotide adenylyltransferase activity; lipid binding. The record is from RefSeq and is a predicted model, not a curated record. The transcript is spliced from 9 exons. NCBI's taxonomy places the organism in Eukaryota, Metazoa, Chordata, Actinopteri, Labriformes, Labridae.
GUGAAUAUUUGAAAAUAAAUUCACUAACUUCAGUCCUUGUUUUCUUCACACUAUUUGCGGGUCUUGGCGUUAAUCCAGCCGCAGUGAGGCAUGGAGGGUCGGGCUGUAACAGAGGUGGUCCUGUUGGCCUGUGGGUCCUUCAACCCCAUCACCAACAUGCACCUGAGGAUGUUUGAACUCGCUCGAGAUCAUCUGGUAGACACAGGUCAGUACAGGGUGGUGAAAGGCAUCAUCUCCCCUGUUGGUGAUGGCUAUAAGAAGAAGGGUUUGAUCGAGGCCAGCCACCGACUGCAGAUGGCUCGCUUGGCCACAAAGGACUCUGACUGGAUCACUGUAGAUGCCUGGGAGUGUUUGCAGCCAGAGUGGGUGGAGACAGCUAAAGUUGUUCGGCAUCACUAUGACGACCUGGUGGCAGCAGAGCAGAACAUCGAUGACGUGGACACAGUCAAAUACACAAAAAAAAGACGUGUGGAAGAGAAUCAUUUUGAGGGUUCAUCUAGUGACAGAGGCAGAGACAGCUCUCAGCUGAUGUUGCUCUGCGGGGCGGAUGUCCUGGAGUCCUUUGGCAUCCCCAAUCUGUGGAAGCAGGAGGACAUCGCUGAGAUUGUUGGCCGUUACGGUUUGGUUUGCAUCACCCGAAACGGUAAUGACCCUCACAAGUUCAUCCACCAAUCAGACACGCUUUGGAAGUAUCGCAAGAACAUCCAUGUGGUCCGAGAGUGGGUGACCAAUGAGAUCUCAGCCACUCACAUUCGUCGGGCAUUGCGGCGAGGUCGAAGUGUCAGGUAUCUGCUUCCAGACAAAGUUGUUCGCUAUGUAGAAGAGAAUGACCUCUACAGUGCUGAAAGCGAGAAGAAAAAUGCAGAUGUGGUCCUAGCACCCUUUCAGAGAUGCACGGGUGCCUUAUCAAGCUGGAAAGAAGAAAUAACAAGUGGAUUACAUUAUAUUACUCUUAGAUCUCUCUUCAAAAAGAAAGCCAUCAAAAUGCCAGCCAGCCUUAGUGGCACAUGGGACAUCAUAAGCAGUGUCAACCUUGAGGGCUAUAUGAAGGCUUUUGGUGUCAGUCCUCACCUGCGAAAGAUUGCUCUAAAGCUAAAGCUGGGGAAGGUGAUCGAGCACCAGGGGGACCAGUUUAUCAUUAAAACUACCAGCAUCUUACGCAACUACACCGUGUCCUUCAGAGUGGGUCAGGAGUUUGAGGAGUUUACCGGGGGGCUUGACAAUAGACAUGUCAAGUCACUGGUGAAAUGGGAGGGGAACAAACUUGUGUGUGAACAGAUUGGAGAGAAAAAGAACCGAGGCUGGGCACACUGGGUAGAAGAGGACAAGCUACAUCUGGAGCUGUAUUGUGAAGGGGAAGUCUGCAAGCAGGUUUUUAAGAAGAACGUGAAUGAGUAAAGGACUACAGAAGUUUGUUUAGAAGUUACUCAUGGGAUAAUUUAACCCAUACCCUGAAUUAGAAAACCACACUACAAGAGAAGUUAGUGGUAUUUUCUCUAUUUUGUCUUCAAAUGUCUGUCCUCUCAGGGUUUGGAUUCACACCACUAGAUGGCAUCAGUGCAUUACUUUUGUCAGACACUGGUCUACACUGGUCUGUAGGUCAGGGGUACUUCGCACCAGACAAUAUAAAAUAGAACAUUAAGCACCUUUCUGCUGGCUGAACGCCUGGUUCCUUCAAAUUUCUGUUUGAUAGGGCUCAUCUGAAAUACUUAAUUUCAUACUGGCUUGGGCUGCCCAUUUGAGAUGUGGCUGAGUUUUUUUGAAAAAAAAGAAAAAAGAAAAAAAAAGCCUAAUAAAUAAUAAUUAAAAUAAAUGUAUAAACAUUGAAGGGUAGGUGAUCAUUUUAAUUUAUAUUUUUGUGUGGAUUUUGUACAAUAAAUUGACUUUUGAAAAUA